Dryobates pubescens (Downy woodpecker) is the source of this 1005-nucleotide messenger RNA. It is a transcript of the gene BCKDHB, whose product is annotated as branched chain keto acid dehydrogenase E1 subunit beta. NCBI's taxonomy places the organism in Eukaryota, Metazoa, Chordata, Aves, Piciformes, Picidae. Bases 15 to 983 code for a protein of 322 amino acids. Gene Ontology annotation, molecular function: catalytic activity. The record is from RefSeq and is a predicted model, not a curated record. Gene Ontology annotation, biological process: branched-chain amino acid catabolic process; response to nutrient. The transcript has 9 exons.
GGCCAACACAGAAGAUGAAUCUCUUCCAAUCCAUAACAAGUGCCUUGGACAAUGCUUUAGCCAAAGACCCAACUGCAGUGAUAUUUGGUGAAGAUGUGGCCUUUGGUGGAGUCUUCAGGUGUACAGUUGGCUUGAGAGACAAGUAUGGUAAAGACAGAGUUUUCAACACCCCCUUGUGUGAGCAAGGAAUUGUUGGCUUUGGGAUUGGAGUUGCUGUUGCAGGUGCCACAGCCAUUGCAGAAAUCCAGUUUGCAGAUUACAUUUUCCCAGCCUUUGAUCAGAUCGUUAACGAAGCAGCCAAAUAUCGCUACCGCUCCGGAGAUCUCUUCAACUGUGGAAACCUCACCAUCAGAGCCCCCUGGGGCUGUGUGGGUCAUGGAGCACUGUAUCACUCUCAAAGUCCAGAAGCUUUUUUUGCUCACUGUCCAGGAAUAAAGGUUGUAAUUCCAAGGAGUCCUGUUCAGGCCAAAGGACUGCUGCUGUCAUGCAUAGAGGAUAAAAAUCCAUGCAUAUUCUUUGAACCUAAAAUACUGUACAGAGCUGCAGUGGAAGAAGUUCCUGUGGAGCCCUACAACAUUCCACUGUCUCAAGCUGAGGUGCUGCAGACAGGCAGUGAUGUGACAAUGGUUGCUUGGGGCACUCAGGUCCAUGUGAUCAAGGAGGUGGCAUCAAUGGCUCAAGAAAAGCUUGGUGUGUCCUGUGAAGUGAUUGAUCUGAGGACUAUUUUACCCUGGGAUACAGAGACGGUUUGCAAGUCAGUGGAGAAGACUGGGCGACUGCUGAUUAGCCACGAGGCUCCCUUGACAGGAGGAUUUGCAUCUGAAAUCAGUUCCACAGUUCAGGAGGAAUGCUUUUUGAAUUUGGAAGCUCCCAUUUCCAGAGUAUGUGGCUAUGACACUCCUUUCCCUCACAUCUUUGAGCCUUUCUACAUCCCAGACAAAUGGAAAUGCUACGAUGCUCUUCGAAAAAUGAUUAACUACUGAGCAGUGAGGAGUGAUCAGCUGC